Pleuronectes platessa (European plaice) is the source of this 6863-nucleotide messenger RNA. It is a transcript of the gene shoc2, whose product is annotated as SHOC2 leucine rich repeat scaffold protein. Gene Ontology annotation, molecular function: protein binding. Bases 480 to 2228 code for a protein of 582 amino acids. The record is from RefSeq and is a predicted model, not a curated record. Lineage: Eukaryota; Metazoa; Chordata; Actinopteri; Pleuronectiformes; Pleuronectidae. The transcript is spliced from 9 exons.
GGGCUAGGCGUGCGAAUGACGCAGUUUGGUGUGCGGGGAGGGAGCGGAGCGAGCAGCAGUGUAGGAAAGAGGAGGAAGCAGCGAGGAUGGCGGAGUCACACCUCUGAAGCAAAUCUUCGAGGGAUUAUAAAAACAACUGCGAUGACCUUUGCAGCCUGAAAGAACUUCUGUCUGAACAAGGUCCUGAGAUUGUAUGCAGUUCAAGAACUUAAGCAUGUGGACCAUGGAUGUCACAAUCCUGCUACUUAAAAGGAUUUUUUCUUCCAUGGCAUUUUAACAAAGCAACAAAAUAUAAAACUAUCCAAAAACCCUUGGAUCACUAGGCCUUUAUUUCAAGGAUAAUCAUAAAUGUGUGGGCCUGCACAGGGAUGUUUUCUUUAAAGGCCUGCUUGGCUGAGUGUGUCCCUUUUUUCCCAAAUAAGUAACCUGACAGAAGAGACUCCCAUGAGCAACUCUGCAAGGGGCCCGAUAACGUCGACAUGAGUAGUACUUUAGGCAAAGAAAAAGAUUCAAAAGAAAAGGACCCAAAAGGUGGUCCAGCCGGGAAAGAAAGGGAAAAGGAGACCAAGGCUCUGGCCAGUUUGGUCAAGGAUGGAGGCAAAGAAUCGAAGACCAAAGGGAAGGAUGCCAAAGAAGGAAAGAAGGACACCAGCAGUUCAACACCGGGUGUUGCCUUCUCCGUUGACAAUACCAUUAAGCGGCCAAACCCGGCAGCAGGUACUCGCAAGAAGUCCAGCAAUGCCGAGGUGAUCAAAGAACUAAACAAGUGCAGGGAGGAGAACUCAAUGAGACUGGACCUAUCUAAACGGUCCAUUCAUAUGCUACCCACUUCCAUCAAGGAGUUGACGCAGCUCGCUGAACUCUACUUAUACAGCAACAAGCUGCAGAGCUUGCCGGCUGAGGUGGGUUGCCUAUCAGGCUUGGUCACACUGGCCCUGAGUGAGAACUCCCUGACCAGUUUACCAGACUCCCUGGACUCCCUUAAGAUCCUUCGAAUGCUCGACCUGCGGCACAACAAGCUGAGAGAGAUACCGGCUGUCGUCUACCGGCUGAUGUCUCUGACCACGCUGUACCUGCGCUUCAACCGCAUCACAACAGUAGAGAAGGACAUCAGAAACCUGUCCAAGCUCACUAUGCUCAGCAUCAGAGAGAACAAGAUUAAACAGCUACCUGCAGAGAUCGGGGAGCUUUGCAGCCUCAUUACUCUAGAUGUUGCCCAUAACCAGUUGGAACACUUACCGAAAGAGAUUGGGAAUUGCACACAGAUAACCAACCUCGACCUGCAGCACAAUGAGCUCUUGGACCUACCAGAGACUAUAGGGAAUCUGGCCAGCAUAAAUCGCUUGGGUCUGAGGUACAAUAGAUUAUCAGCCAUCCCCAGAUCAUUAGCCAAAUGUCGAGAACUGGAGGAGCUGAACCUUGAAAACAACAACAUUUCAGUGUUGCCAGAGGGCCUGCUUUCAAGUUUGGUCAACCUGACGAGUCUAACACUGGCUAGGAACUGCUUCCAGUCUUAUCCUGUGGGCGGACCAUCCCAGUUUUCCACCAUCUACUCCCUCAACAUGGAGCACAACAGAAUCAAUAAGAUACCCUUUGGUAUCUUCUUCAGGGCCAAAGUGUUGAGCAAGCUUAACAUGAAGGACAACCAGUUAACAUCUCUGCCACUGGACUUUGGCACAUGGACGAGCAUGGUUGAGCUCAACCUGGCCACGAAUCAGCUGACAAAGAUCCCUGAGGACGUCUGUGGUCUCGUCUCUCUAGAGGUGUUAAUAUUGUCCAAUAAUCUUCUCAAGAAGUUACCACAUAGUAUUGGAAAUUUGAGGAAGCUACGAGAGCUUGACUUGGAGGAAAACAAGUUGGAAUGUCUGCCUAAUGAAAUCGCUUAUCUUAAAGAUUUACAGAAAUUGGUGUUGACAAAUAAUCAGCUGACUACGUUACCCAGAGGCAUCGGCCACCUCACCAACUUGACUCACCUGGGUUUGGGAGAGAACCUGCUGCAACACCUUCCCGAGGAGAUUGGUACACUGGAGAACCUGGAGGAACUGUACCUCAACGACAACCCCAACCUGCACAGCCUCCCGUUCGAGCUGGCCCUCUGCAGCAAGCUGUCCAUCAUGAGCAUCGAGAACUGUCCCCUCAGCCACCUGCCUCCGCAGAUCGUGGCUGGAGGCCCCUCCUUCAUCAUCCAGUUCCUCAAGAUGCAGGGACCGUACCGUGCCAUGGUCUGAGCCAAGAGCAGCUCAAUCCCAGUCCCACUUAUCCCCAAAACCCUUCAGUUGCUCAGCACCCUCUCGCCUGGCGCCCCCCCCCCCCCUCCACACAUUAGGUGUAUCAUACACUGUAAAGAAAACAGACUCGCCACAAUCAGCGUCGAGAGGGGAAGCGAAAGGAGGAGGAGGAGGAGGAGGAAGAAGAAGAGGAAAACAUUUCUUUCUCCAUCCUUAGGCAGAAACGAGGUGAAUCCUUGGAGACUUGACUCAUGUGUUCCUCCAGAGUUUAUCACAGUCAUUUUAGGACCCCAGCCGAACCCCUGCUCAUCUUUCAUUCCGAAUCAUACAAGAGGAAAAAUAUUUCCAUCUCUUUGCCAAAACUGAAGAUCUAUAAAAUUAUAUAUAUUGAGUAACUGUGAGCUAAGUGGCAAGUCUUUUAACCAUAUAAACCAUGCUCCCAUUGCCAAUGUAUUUACAGUAAUUACAAGCAUCUAUUAUGUGAGCAAGGAUACAAUUGUAUGCAAAAACAAACAAAAAAAGUCUUUUGAACUUCACAUUUACUGCUGCUGCCGUAAUUUUAACUGUCAUCUUGUUAUAUUUUCUUUUGAUAUUCCUUUUUUUUAUCAUCUUCCCUCGAGAUAACUUAUGUUAAUUGCUUCUUGACAAUAGAGAACAAAGGUCUAAUGAUGGUGUGUUAAUUUCUUAUUUUCAUUUUCAUUUUUUAAAAAUCUUUUAUGUUUUCUUUUUAAAAACUGUGCCUAUGUUUAGAGUGAUCCAGUGGUUCAUGUCUAAACUCAAUUGUCCAUGAGAAUACAAAGAUAUAAAUUAUUUCAAUAUUUUUUUUAUUACUGCUGUUUUUUCUUUUUACUUUUCGGUGUUUCUUUUUGCUGUUGCAUUAAUCUGUUCAAACAGGCGAUAUCAGAUGUACAAUAGGGUGAUUGGAGAUCCUUUUAACAAAUAGCAGCAGUAGUUGUUCAGCAUUAAGCUAGUAAUGUAUACAUAUGAGAAAUGCCAAUCAAACAUGCUUGAGGGGGAGAGAAAAAAAAAGUAGGUUGGACUUGAACGGGCGGCGCUGUGACCCCUCCGUCUGUGUGUGACCACAUGAUGUUGGAAACAAGUCAAACAUGUGUAGGUGAUGUGGUAAGUGCUCAGAGACGCUUUUAUAUAUGUAUACAAAUCCUGGUUGUUGCCCUGAGUGCAAUUUUUUGUUCCGUUUACUUGUUUUACAUUAUCUUCAGUGGUGGGCUGCAGAGCUGUAAUCCAGUUGACCAACAUAUCAGACGUUAUCUGGUUUGAAGCGCACGGUGGGUGUAUCAGCUUCAAUCGAGGUUUCAUAAUAAAACAUUGACAGGUAAAUUCUUCUUGACAAUUCUUUUUUUGUUAGUACCUUUUUUUUAAAACAGGGUCUUCCCAGUAAUCUUAAUGACAUGAUAGAAAAUAUUCCCUUGAUUUGAAUGUUUUUUUUUUUUGUAUCUCAUAUUUGUCCCACACUGUCCUGGCAAUGCUGCUGCUCUCAUGCACUUUUUUUUUUUUCCCCAAACAGACAUUGGCAACCUAUAUUUUGGCAAAAACACAGUAGCCUCUCAUUGAUUAUUUUGAAUGGGGGCAUUUUUUUGUUUCAUAAAGAAGUAUUUUAUCUGGUAACGGUUUAUCAUGUAAAUUUGUAUCAAUUUAAAUAUUAAUGUUGAGUUUCUCGGAACAGAAUAUAAUAAUUUUUCUUUGGGGGAAGUUUUUUCCUGUCAAACUGUCAAAGGGUCAUUGUGGAUAUGAUAUGGUUCCGAAUUCCCAUAUCCUGCUUUCUCUAUUGCAAGUGAAACGGCUUAUCGCAGUUCAGAUAAUUUGAAAUCAAUUCACGUUUAAUUGUUUAUUGUAUUGUUUAUUUAGUGUAUUCAAUUAGUAUUAUUUCAAGUGACUGUACAUUAAAAGUCCCAACAAAAGGUAAUCAAACCAAACAUUUUAUUUUCUUCUUAAAAAUGUGUUGCAUCCUGACUAUAUUCAAUCGUGUGUGUGUGUGUGUGUGUGUGUGUGUGUGUGUGUGUGUGUGUGUGUGUGUGUGUGUGUGUGUGUGUGUGUGUGUGUGUGUGUGUGUGUGUGUGUGUGUGUGUGUGUGUGUGUGUGUGUGUGUGUGUGUGUGUGUGUGUGUGUGUGUGUGUGUGUGUGUGUGUGUGUGCGCGCGCGCGCAGCGCUCAUCUCUGGGGGGGUCGGGUAUGGCUGGUGGGAAACCAUGUACCGCUGCUUCUAAUUUACCAGCAGAACAUAUUGCUGCUUGUUUGUGGACUUAUGCUGUAUGAGACUGGGGGGGGGGGGGGGGGAGCAUGAGGCGGGAAACCAUCCACUCCCGACACUGAUGCAGACUUUCAUUUGGAAAACAUAAAGCCCCUGACGAGGAACGAAUCCACUUACCUUUUUUCUUUCUUUUUCUCGAUUUCGCCCGGUGGGUUUCUCACAGAUCAAAUCGUUUGGACACAACGAUAAGACGACACAGGAAGGUGCAUAUUUGAGCUUAACGCAGUUACAGUAACAGACUGUCGGGAAAAGACAAAAAAAAAAAAUGUAAAAAGGGCUUUUUCUGUGUUCAUGCUCAACAACACACCGGAGGCAUUGCAUUCCUGGGUUUUAUAUAAAAGCUUUUGAAGUUUCUUUUGUGUAUUUGAUUUACUUUUAGGUGUAAACAAUUGUGUGAAAAUGCCUUCAAUGAGUACUCAAGGGUGAGAUGUGCAUUAGGUGUGCAGCAAGAGCGCUGUGACCCAUUUUUACAUUCAGUCUCUCUGUUUAUACUUUUAUCAUGUGCCAUCCUGCGAGGUUGAGAAUGCCAAUGUAUGAAGAGGAGGAGGAUGAUGAUGAUGGAGGGGGGGGGCUUAAAGGCAGAACCUGAACAGGGCUAAGCGCCCGGAGAGCAUUUAUCAGAUCCUGGAAUGUAGUAAAUACUUGCUGCGGAGGGGAUGGAGAACAGCGACUGGGCCGUUCAGUUGAAGGUGUGACCAGUUGGAUCAAAGUGAUGACUGUGUGUUGGGCACUGGUGCAUCCUGAAUAAUCGGAGUAUAAUUGGUGUUUAUUUUUCUAUCGUCUGUGACUUUUAGGCCAUGGCGAGCAUCACAGAAUCAAAGUAAUUUUGCACCUUAAGCUUUUUUUUCUUCUUCUUUUUCCUCCCUCUGAAUCGUACAACUUGUCUUUUUCCUGCCUGGUUGUUUUGUACAGGAACCAAGCAUGUUGAACACAUCUUUGACAUGAUUUUGUCUGGUUCAGAAUCAGGCGUUUUUGCAUAAAGGACUUGGAUUUAGUGGCUAUUUGGUGUUUCUGCAAACGCUCCCUUUUUGUAUAUUGCAAAGGGUGUUGAAGCAUUGUGUGGCAAUGCUUCUCCUACUUAAUCUACAUUGACAAGCAGCCUUAAUGGUCUUUUCUAUGUGUUUGUUUGGCUAUUUCUUGUGACUAUGGCCACUGACUGUACUUGAUGACAAGCAACUGGUCGUUACAAUGUAAAUUUGGAUUGAGUUUAUUUCUGUCUUAUUUUUUCCUUUUACUCUGUACAGUAAACGGUAGACUCAGUAUUACAAAAAAUCUGUAAUGUGAUGAGUUUUACAAAAAAAGACAAAUAGUGCGACGGAAGGUGAUGCCAUUAUGCUACCAAGUGGAUGUGCAUUAGCUUGCGUCUCACUUGUCUUUGGCAUUAAAGGGGAAUUCCACUAAAACUGACUUGCAUUGUUUUUCUGCUAAAGCAGAUCCUUUUUUGACAUAAAUCACCAAGAUGUUUUGCUUUUUUAAAUAGUUUUUCUUUAUGAGUCAUAUCAGAUUCAAGUCAUGAGAUCAGGGGACAUGAAAUUAUGCGACAUCAACUUUUAAUUGUCUGGAAUUGUAAAAAAAAAAAAAUCUUGAAAGCACAUAACUACAUAAAUGUCAACUUGUCCUUAAUUAAAACAUGCCAGUUUUGGUGGAAUAGCCCUUUAAUGAGGAGCCGCCUGGGAUUACCCACUGCGCUCCCAUACCUGAAACCCUAAAUCCCACCCACACACACUCGAGAGCUCACACACGUCUAUACUAUCUCCACACGUACUUGACUGCCUUUACGCGCACCAAGCAGAACCUUUAUGAACGUUUGAUUUAAUCAACAAAGACAGAUAAUCAUUUGCUUUUUCCUUUUUAUUUCUUCCUCUUAAUGUCAGUAAAGGGAUCUGGGUCCAUGGGUAGAAGCAGAGUUUUUGGGUCAGUUGUCUCUUGGACGAGCAGAUGCAGACAUGACUACCUCUAUGUGAGUCUCUAUUGCUAACCACAGUGAGCAAGAUCCAGUGUGACGUGUUUCUACCUGUGUACAUACUGUACAGAGCUGCAGGUUAGCAGCAGGAGCUUGGAUUCGGACCAGCAAAUUCAAUUGAAAGUUUCUUUAUGAGGCAUCCUUCUGUUGCUUUGACUUUUGGUUUUAUGCCUUUACAAAGUAUUAUUUGGCAAAUGGAUGAGACAAAAAAAUCCACUGAUUUGUGCGCUUGGUUGUAAAUGACAAACUUUAUCGAUGCCGCCCCAUUGUAAGACAGUUAUCCUGAAACCAACUGGCUGCAGAGAGCUACUUUGCAGCUGAGUGAGAAUGACCAUGUUUGGUGAUGUUCUGUAUGUACAUACAUCUUUUUAACUGUAAUAAACUGAUAAAUAUUUACAAAUUUA